UGCCCCAUCGUUGACGUCAGUGGGGGGUGGAAUAGUGCCCCAUCGUUGGUGUCAGUGAGGGGGAAGAAUAGUGCCCUAUCGUUGGUGUCAGUGGGGGGAGGAAUAGUGUCCCAUCGUUGGUGUCAGUGGGGAAGGAAUAGUGUUCCAUCGUUGGUGUCACUGGGGGGUGGAAUAGUGUUGCAUCGUUGGGAGGAAUAG
Staurois parvus is the source of this 198-nucleotide messenger RNA. Lineage: Eukaryota; Metazoa; Chordata; Amphibia; Anura; Ranidae. The record is from the annotation of a GenBank genome assembly.